Messenger RNA from Malassezia restricta, 1632 nucleotides. Its product is annotated as transcriptional adapter 3. Bases 1 to 1632 code for a protein of 543 amino acids. Gene Ontology annotation, cellular component: SAGA complex. Gene Ontology annotation, biological process: regulation of transcription by RNA polymerase II. The record is from RefSeq and is a predicted model, not a curated record. The transcript has a single exon. Gene Ontology annotation, molecular function: transcription coactivator activity. NCBI's taxonomy places the organism in Eukaryota, Fungi, Basidiomycota, Malasseziomycetes, Malasseziales, Malasseziaceae.
AUGCCGGCGGCCGGUGUCCCAGCGACGUUCCGGUCGAGUACCGCGCCUCUGUACAGGCGGUACGCGAGUGGUCUGGGCACGAGUGCGACGGUCGUGCCGUCGCUCGAGGAGCUGCAUCAUCUCGUCCAUCACCUGCAGACGCUCCGCCAGGAUUGGGCGUCGCGCGCUCAGACGCUCGCCGACGAGCGGCGCGCCAUGGGCAGCUCGAGCGUGCACGUCAAGCAAGAAGACGACACACGUGCCGAAGAGAGUGACUCGGAUGCCGACUGGGCGCCCAAUGACCGCGUGCAGCGCACCUACAGCCGGGCGCAUCGCAAGCGCGAAGAGGCGUCGGGGUCGGAGAGUGACGUGCCCCUGCAUGCCGUGCAGCCGAAGCCCAAGACGCUAGGUGUGAAGCUGCGUGUGAUGGACGAUGCGCACAAGGCGCGGCCGGAAGCGGUGCCGGAGAAGGCGCCUCUCGUCCCCAGCGCCGGCGUCAUUGAUUUGCGGGGCGACACGUUUCACGACGCCACGACCUUCAGCUGGGACGCGCCAUCAGAUCCCCAAAGCAGCUUUCUGCCCAAGCGCGAGCCUACGCGCGAGAUUCGGCCGUACCCCACGCAUCCGUACGAUGUGCACGAGGACUUUGCGAAUACCGACUGGCACGACCGAGAGGCGAUGUACACGGUCCCAGGCCACGUACCGCCGAGCAGCGCCGCUCGCCCGCGGCCGGCGAAGGAGGCGGCGCAGGUACCCGCUACGACCUUCUUCCACUACGUCGAUGCGUACUUUAAGCCCGUGACGGAGGACGACUUGGCCUGGCUCUCCAGCCAGGCCGAUGAUCCGUCGCCGUACGUCUUCCCCGAGCUCGGCGUCCACUACCGCAAGAUAUGGGAGAAGGAAGACGCCGAGCUGCAGAGCGUCUUGCAGGCCAUGGAGGGCCACGCGCCGACGCAGCCGCCAUGGCGACCUGCACCGCCAUCCGCGCCGGAAGACAGCCCGUUCGUGCCGUCGAACACGACGCUGGAUGCGCUCUCGGACGCCCAGAUGUACGACCCCAGCACGCGUGGUGGACCGCUCAUGGAGCGACUCGCCGCCUCGCUGAUGACCGGCGACGCGCCAGAGCCCAACGCCGAGGCGCCCACGGACGCGCCCGACGCCCUCGACCCCCACGUCUCGCUGGUCGAUAUGGAGACCCACGUGCGGCACGCGUGUGAAUCCAUCGGGCUCCUCGAGACGGGCGCGCCGAUCCACUGGGACGAGCACGGCGAUAGUCUGAUUGCAUCCACCCUGCGACUCGCGCAAGCACGGCUCCGGCAGCAAAGUCGCGCGAACGAGCUGCGCAAGGCGCGGCUCUUCCACAUCGCCCAGGACCGCAUGGCGUACCAGGACUACCAGGCCUGUCUGCAGGCCGUGGAUCGCGAAAUUGAGGCCAACUGGGCCAAGCGGCAACGGCAGAUCAAGGCCAGUGUCGGCAAGAAGCGCAAGACGGACGCAGAGGCAGGGCCCAACAAGCCGCAGCUGUCCGAGUCGCUGCCAGACGCUCUGCAGCGCCGCAAGAAGCUCAAGGCCGCGUUGGAGCCGCUGUUCGCCCACAUCCCACAUGCGUGUGCGCCGCCCACCGAAAGUAUAUACCAAGGCAUAGACACGUAA